AUGAAUACUGAAUAUAAUAUUUGUGAAAAUAAAAAAUGUGAUAAGAACGAUUCAAUUUCAAUAGAAAGUUCUUUUGAUAUUGAUACGAUAAAUGAGACAACAUUUAUUGUUAAAACACCAACGCGUAAUGGUAAUCCAUGUAGUUUAAUUACCGAUAAUAAUCUUAAUUAUGAUAAUAAACAACCCAUCUCUGAUUGUGAUUAUGAAUCAUCUGAUGAUAUUACAUAUCAAGCAUCUAUCCCAUUAUUUAAUUUGGGUGUUAUUAAUGAAGAUAAAGAAUGUAAUAAUGAAAAUACUACUAAAAUAAAUGAAAAAAUUAAAAUUAAUUCAAGUAAAUUUUAUAUUGGUGAUGAAUAUGAUGAGGAUACAUCAGUCUCAGCUAAUAUAACUUUACAUACUACUCGUGUGGCUUCUUCACUUGAUGCUACUACUACUACUACCUACUAUGAUACCAAUCAUAAAUUCAAAGAAUUUCUCGACAAAGCUAAAGAAGAAUUUAAACAAAAAUGGGACAAUCCAGCUCAGAAUAAUGCAACAUUGGAUGAUUUUGAUCGUAUAAAGACGCUUGGAACUGGGUCUUUUGGACGGGUAAUGCUGGUUAAACACAAACAAUCAAGCAUCUACUAUGCUAUGAAAAUCCUGGACAAGCAAAAGGUCGUGAAACUCAAGCAGGUUGAACAUACACUUAAUGAAAAGAAAAUUUUACAAGCAAUUGAUUUUCCUUUCCUUGUCAAUAUGCAAUAUUCUUUCAAAGAUAAUUCUAAUCUUUAUAUGGUUCUUGAGUUUAUCAGUGGUGGUGAAAUGUUUUCACAUCUUCGUAGGAUAGGCAGAUUUUCUGAACCACAUUCACGUUUUUAUGCUGCACAAAUUGUUCUAGCCUUUGAAUAUCUUCACUCAUUAGAUCUCAUAUAUAGAGAUCUAAAACCAGAAAAUUUAUUAAUUGAUAAUUUUGGUUAUUUGAAGAUUACCGAUUUUGGUUUUGCAAAACGUGUUAAAGGAAGAACAUGGACACUUUGUGGUACUCCUGAAUACUUAGCUCCAGAAAUUAUUCUUAGUAAAGGAUACAAUAAAGCCGUUGAUUGGUGGGCUUUAGGAGUACUAAUCUAUGAGAUGGCUGCUGGAUAUCCACCAUUUUUUGCUGAUCAACCAAUACAAAUUUAUGAAAAAAUUGUUUCAGGAAAAGUUAAAUUUCCAUCACAUUUCACAAAUGAGUUAAAAGAUUUACUCAAAAAUUUAUUACAAGUUGAUUUAACAAAAAGAUAUGGUAAUCUUAAAAAUGGUGUUUCAGAUAUUAAAAAUCAUAAAUGGUUUCAAUCAUGUGAUUGGAUUCAAAUAUAUCAAAAGAAGGUUAAUCCACCAAGUUUUUCUGUUAGUGAUAAAGAUGGGAAAAAUUUUCUUUUUGAGGCAUUGUAUCCAAAAACUACGAGUGCUGAGGAUACACGUCAUUUUGUUACGGAUACAACACAAAAUAUCAAUUUUGUUGAGGCACCAUUUCUUCCAAAAUGUCGUGGAGCUGGUGAUGCAUCAAAUUUCGAUGAUUAUGAUGAAGAACCAUUACGUAUUUCUGGAACAGAAAAAUGUGCAAGAGAAUUUGCCGAAUUUUAA
Messenger RNA from Strongyloides ratti, 1605 nucleotides. RefSeq names its product cAMP-dependent protein kinase catalytic subunit. The transcript has 6 exons. The coding region runs from base 1 to 1605 and encodes 534 amino acids. Gene Ontology annotation, molecular function: cAMP-dependent protein kinase activity; ATP binding. Gene Ontology annotation, biological process: peptidyl-serine phosphorylation. NCBI's taxonomy places the organism in Eukaryota, Metazoa, Nematoda, Chromadorea, Rhabditida, Strongyloididae. Gene Ontology annotation, cellular component: nucleus; cAMP-dependent protein kinase complex. The record is from RefSeq and is a predicted model, not a curated record.